Messenger RNA from Cherax quadricarinatus, 4722 nucleotides. RefSeq names its product DNA replication complex GINS protein Sld5 (gene Sld5). Gene Ontology annotation, cellular component: GINS complex. Gene Ontology annotation, biological process: double-strand break repair via break-induced replication; DNA-templated DNA replication. The record is from RefSeq and is a predicted model, not a curated record. Lineage: Eukaryota; Metazoa; Arthropoda; Malacostraca; Decapoda; Parastacidae.
AAGCUGCCAGAAAUGCUCUGCAUAACUAGGGGCUUUCUAUGAAGCAUGCCAAUAAUGUCAACUAGUUUUGUAUCAGUUGUAUCGUGUACUUUAUAAAAAUAUGAUUAUUAUCAUUACUAAGUACUUCUAGUAAAACUAUGGCAACUACUAUUAGUGAUAGUGUCCAGAGAGAGAGGGUUCAUACGGCUCCUUGAGGCGUCACCGCCCUUAUACCACAAUAAUAAAUUUUGGCGGUAAAUGUUUGUUUACCUUGGCUCGGGUCACUGCUCUGAGGUGUUGACUAAGAAACCUCUAAAUAACUUCACGUCCCUUGAAGAAGAAACCUUCAAGAAGCUCUUAUCUUGAAGAAGAGGAGUUGGCAAUAUGUCGGACACUGAGGAAGAUGUUAUUGAAGGAUCUGAUGAUGAAGGUGAAGCAAUGACUGCAUCAGAGGUCCUCAAGAAACUGGAAGAGGCUUGGAUCACUGAACGAAUGUCUCCUACACUGGAGUGUCAUCAGAGUGAACUGGUAGACUGUAUGCUUGACCAGAUCAACCAGAUGACUGAAAACCUUAAACGAUGUAAAAAACAUGAUUUUAGAUUGGCUAUUCAUAAAAUGGAGAUCGAUCGAAUAAGAUACGUAAUAAGUAGCUAUCUUCGUGUCAGACUUGAAAAAAUUGAAAGAUUUUCCCAUUAUCUUUUGGAAAAAGAAGCAAACAUGACAGAUGAGACCAUGGCAGCACUUUCACCACACGAAGUCGCUUAUGCAAAAGACUAUGCAGCUAAUUUGGAAUCUCACUUCCAAACUCUUGUGUUGCAACAUGUACCUGAAAAUCUUCGAACUUUUGACUCUGCCAAGAUGAGUAUAAAGCCUAACUUGGACAGCUACAUCUUCUUUAAGGUCAAGCAAGAGACUCCGGGAGUCUUGAUUGAAGAUGACACUGGUGAAGGACGAGAUGAAGAGUUAGACUUGCAAGAGGGUAGUCAGCACUUGAUGCGCUACAAACCCAUCAGUCACUUGCUUCACUCUGGCGCUGUAACCCUUAUUUAAAUUCACUUUUGGAUUGUGGAAUUUUAUAAAAUGCGUAUUUUGAUGGAUAUACUGCUAUCUCAAAAGUCAGAUUUUUUUUUUUUUUUUUUUAACAAGUCGGCCGUCUCCCACCGAGGCAAGCUGACCCAAAAAGAAAGAAAAUCCCCAAAAAGAAAAUACUUUCAUCAUCAUUCAACACUUUCACCUCACUCACACAUAAUCACUGUUUUUGCAGAGGUGCUCAGAACAUAACAGUUUAGAAGCAUAUAUGUGUAAAGAUACACAACAUAUCCCUCCAAACUGCUAAUAUCCCGAACCCCUCCUUUAGAGUGCAGGCAUUGUACUUCCCAUUUCCAGGACUCAAGUCCGGCUAUAUAAAAAUAGCCGGUUUCCCUGAAUCCCUUCACUAAAUAUUACCCUGCUCACACUCCAACAGAUUGUCAGGUCCCAAAUACCAUUCAUCUCCAUUCACUCCUAUCGAACACACUCGUGCACGCCUGCUGGAAAUCCAAGCCCCUCGCCCACAAAACCUCCCUUACCCCUUCCUUCCAACCUUUUUGAGGACGACCCCUUCCCCGCCUUCCUUCCCUUACAGAUUUAUACACUCUCCAUGUCAUUCUACUUUGAUCCACUCUCUUUAAAUGACCAAACCACCUCAACAACCCCUCUUCAGCCCUCUGACUAAUACUUUUAUUAACUCCACACCUUCUCCUAAUUUCCAAACUCCAAAUUUUCUGCAUAAUAUUUACACCACACAUUGCCCUUAGACAGGACAUCUCCACUGCCUCCAACCGCCUCCUCGCUGCUGCAUUCACAACCCAAGCUUCACACCAAUAUAAGAGUGUUGGUACCACUAUACUUUCAUACAUUCCCUUCUUUGCCUCCAUAGAUAACAUUUUUUUGUCUCCACAUAUACCUCAAUGCACCACUCACCUUUUUUUCCCUCAUCAAUUCUAUGAUUAACCUCAUCCUUCAUAAAUCCAUCCGCCGACACGUCAACUCCCAAGUAUCUGAAAACAUUCACUUCUUCCAUACUCCUCCCCAAUUUGAUAUCCAAUUUUUCUUUAUCUAAAUCAUUUGAUACCCUCAUCACCUUACUCUUGUCUAUGUUCACUUUCAACUUUCUACCUUUACACACACACUGAUUAUAUUCACUAUUUUCUUGUCUAAAUGCAGCUUUAAAUAUCUUGAUCUGAAUUUCAUAUUUUUUUCUCUACAGGUAUUAUAUUUAUCCAUUACUAUUUUUAAGAUAAGCAGUGUGAUACUGUGAUUACAUUCUAAAUUUCAUUAUAAAAGUAAAGUUGAUGUAGGUACAAUACAGUAUACAAUGUCACACUGUAGGUGAAACAUCAGGGCAAACGGAAGGUUACCAAAGAUGAAUUGACUCCUCAAGGGAAGUUUCUUAAUGAUGGUUAGGGGCCUUGAUUCAGGGAGUUAGACGUAGCUGCCUCCUCUUGAAUUGGACCUGGCUGCCACCCAUUCCCCAGGAACUGUUUGACCCCUAUGAGUUUAAUGCUUCCCACUAAAUAUAAUAAGAAGAAAGAAAGACAAAUUGGCUUAUGAGAGAAGACAGUGUGAUUCGCUUGUGAAUAUUACAAGCAUACAAGGACUUGUUUCCUUCUGCAGUGGAGCCUUUAGCUUCUGGUGCAGAAGGGUGAGGUAGUGGUGCUGUGAGACAGGUGAUUAUUUUUCAUUAGUUUGUUAUAAAUAUUUUAAAAGUUUCUAGUGGGUGUGGCCCAUUAAUUCUUGGGUCCAUUCCAGGUGUCCACUACUCUGCUUGUGAAGAAUUUGCACUUUUUUACACAACUGUUUUCAUAAAUGGAAAUUUUAAGUAGUAAGGCCUACAGAUUGGCAACAAAAUAAAUAAGGUUUCAGAAGGUUAAAGGACACUUAAGUGCAACUAAUGUGACAUUUCAUUGUUGUAACGUUUCGCUUUCCCGGAGUACCAGCACAGUCCUUGGGAAAAUUUAGGAGAAACUUUUAGUAUUAAUGAGUUACUGAUUGUCUAAGGAGAGUACCAUGAUGCUGAUGAAGGGCUCUUGAUCCAUUGAAUUGAAGACACCCUCCUUUUCCUCAUAUCAGACUUGUUUCCUAUUUCUUUGAUGCUGUGUGACCCUUGUGGGUUUGGUGCUCCCCUGUGCAUACAGGAAUGACCAGUUAUUGGGAUUUUUAACAGAUGUGGAUAUUUUUACUGAUAUGGAAGAAGAGUCUUUAUUGGUGUUUAUGACUUAGAUGACUUUUUUUUUUUCAUGGAUCAAACUUGAUUACUAUUUACCCCUUGCAUUACCACUGCUGUAUGAACCUUUUGGGUUUAGUGCUUUCUCACUUAGUGACGGAGUUCCGUUAAUAAGACCACGUCGGUAAACAAAUUCGUCGAUAAGUGAGGAGCAUACUAUAAUGGUAGUGGGUUUGUGUCAACCAUCUUUGAUAUUGAUUUAAUGUCACCUUUGCACCAUUUAUAACAUUUCUGGUAUAUUUUUAAAUAUUUAUACAGUAGUAUACAGUGGACCCCCGGUUAAUAAACUUUUUUCAUUCCAGUAGUAUGUUCAGGUGCCAGUACUGACUGAAUUUUUUCCCAUAAGGAAUAUUGUGAAGUAGAUUAGUCCAUUUCAGACCCCCAAACAUACACGUACAAAUGCACUUACAUAAAUACACUUACAUAAUUGGUCGCAUUUGGAGGUGAUCGUUAAGCGGGGGUCCACUGUACUGUAAUAAAAAGAAUAGAGGAACUCAGCUCUAAUAUACAUUAUUUAGGCAUGCAUUCUGGUCAGAAAGCCUAUCAUAAAUCUAAGUCGUUGGUAAACGAGUACGUCGCUAAGUGAAGAGAGGCUGUAUACAGUAUCAUUAACUUGUGUUAGUUUUGCUGAAGAAUGUAUGAUUGUCUGAAUACCUUUUUCUCUUCCAUUACUUGUAUUGUUCCAUUUGAGGGGGUCUUGAUCCAGAGAAUUGGAGCUACUCUCCCCUUCAGAUUAAAGCUCAUGAGUUCAAAUUCCCUAGCCACAGUAUGAUCCUUACUGGUUUAGCACUUUCAGAGAGCUGUAAUAAUAAGCGGCCGUAUCCCACUGAGGCAGGGUGACCUAAAAAGAAAAAUGAAAGUUUCUCUUUUUAAAUUUAGUAAUGUAUACAGGCAAAGGAGUUACUAGUCCCUUGCUCCCAAGAUUAUUAUUGUUAUUGUUGUUAUUAUUAUUAUCAUCAGUCCUGAAUGCCUUCCAUUCCUAGGCACUACAUGACCCCUUACAGGUUUAACUUUUACCCAUGUUAAAAAUAAAUAUACCAAAUGGAUCCUCUCCUCUAGAGGUGUUUGUUGAUACCAUUGAGGGUUCUUGAUCCAAGGAAUUGGGGUUGUCCUCUUCCUUGGAUCAUUCCACAGGCUUUAUAACCCCUACAGGUUUAGAGCUUUCUAAAAAAAAAUCCACAUGAUAUUUGGGUUUAUUGUUGGUCACCUGCAUGUUUCUGUGUGGUGUGCCAAGAUGCAUAUUAAAACACUGAAAUGAUAUGCAGGUAUGUCAGUGUACUUAAGUCUGAUCUUCAAGGAGUGUUCCUUAAUGUUGUUGAAGGGUUCUUGAUCCAAGGACUCUGAUCGUUUGAUCAAAUCUAAGGAAUUAGAUGUGUGCUUCAUUACUUUGAAUCAAGCCUGAAUGUCUUCCAUUCCCCUGGAGCUGUAUGACCCUUCAGGGUUUAGAGCUCCCCAUGAAUAUAAUAAUAAAAAUUUGA